Molecule: messenger RNA, 1672 nt
Organism: Drosophila serrata
Lineage: Eukaryota; Metazoa; Arthropoda; Insecta; Diptera; Drosophilidae
Gene: Rrp45
Product: exosome complex component Rrp45
Biological process (GO): exonucleolytic trimming to generate mature 3'-end of 5.8S rRNA from tricistronic rRNA transcript (SSU-rRNA, 5.8S rRNA, LSU-rRNA); rRNA catabolic process; nuclear mRNA surveillance
Cellular component (GO): nuclear exosome (RNase complex); cytoplasmic exosome (RNase complex)
Molecular function (GO): mRNA 3'-UTR AU-rich region binding
Source: RefSeq, a predicted model, not a curated record
GCAAGUGAUUAAUGAUUAGAGGAACGAGUUCCAGUGCUGCCAGUUUUUUAAACAAAGUGGCAACGCCGCCCCAGUUGUCUGCACGUUUUUAAAAGCCGGCUGUCGGAACCCAAAACAAAACGAGGAUCCUCGAAAAACCAGGAUGUUUUUGAACAGCAAUUUUUACGAACCAGGAAAAACUAGGGCAGAGAAGCAGUACGUCCACGCAGCGUCGAAGCAAAACCAGCGAUACGACAAAAGGCGCUGCAACGAGUGGCGCGAUGUGGAGUUAACUUACGGUGGAAAUUGGGGCGUCGUGGCUGUUACCCUCAUGGACACCAAGGUGCUGGCCCAGGUUAGCUGCGACAUAGGACCACCAUCUGCGGCCAGGCCCAACGAGGGCAAGCUCCAGUUAAACGUGAGCAUUGGCGGCGUGGCCUUUCUGGACGAAGCGCAGUCCACAUAUGAACAGCGAAACCUUACAUUGAACUCCCAGCUGGAACGGAUAUUCUGCAUUUCCCGAUGCCUCGAUUUGGAGUCCUUAUGCGUCGCUGCCGAGAAGCAUGUGUGGUGGAUCCGCGUAGACAUCAAUGUGCUGAACCACGACGGGAGUCUACAUGAUGCAUGUUCUAUAGCCACAUUAGCUGCCUUGAUGCACUUUCGCCGACCGGAUGUCACAUAUACGGAUGAUGAGCUGCGCAUUUAUACAGAAAAAGAGCGUGAACUGAUUCCCCUGUUGUUCCUCCAUUACCCCGUGAGCGUUACAUAUUCCAUCUGCAAAAGCAGUCCACAGCCAUUGGUGGAUCCGACCCUUAUGGAGGAGAAUGCCGCUGACUCGGUGAUUGUGCUCAGUUUCAAUUCGUACCAGGAGCUAUGCACUUUAAAUUUGGGCGGCUGUGCACCAACCAAUGUCAUGACUAUCAUGCAAUGUGCCCGCAAUGCAGCGACUCGCUGCAAAGCCAUGGUGGAAUUCAUAAGAAAGACUUUGGGGUUAGACGAGGAGCGUCGUUUGCAGAGCAAUGUACCGAAACCGGCACUGUUGGCUCUUCUGGGAGAGAAUAAACAGAAAUUUAGCUUCAAGCAACUAAUGGAGGGCUAUCAAAAGCCAGAGACUCCGCGUCCCCGGGAUUCCCCAAUGGAGGUAGAUGAUGCUGAAGUAUGUGAAAAGCCGAAUGUGCAGGAAGUUUCAGUCAAGAAGGAGCAGCCCAAAAAAGAGGAGUCAGGCUGGAAAACGUUUAGUAAGAAGGAGCAGCACGCCGCCCUAAUGGAAACCGGCAAUUGGCUACCAGAGGAGCCUAUGAACGACCACGAACUGCCAACGACCUCGAAGGCAGCCACGGUGAAAGCGGCCAAGGCAAAAAAUCUGACCAAAAACAAGGCCAUCAAAAGGCCGCAGCAGUUCGAAAGGAAACAACAUUACAGCAUUUCAGAUUCCAGCGAUUCGGAGGAGGAGACCACGCAAGUCAUCUAGACACAUACAUUAUGAUGAUAGUACCGUAGAUAAGUGAAAAUGUUUUCUGUUUAAUUUUAUUUAGACUUAAAAGUACGGCUAAAAUCAGUCUAGGCUUUAACAGAAAUCGAUUCAAAAGUAGUUCCAACUAAUUGUAUGGAACUACCAGUAAACUAAGAGCUCUAAGUAUAUGUAUAUGUAUAUAUAUAUAUAUAUAUAUUCCCCCUGCAAGGGAGAAAGAUA